AUGAGGAGUUUAUUUUUCUUAAUUUUCGGCCUGACCGUUUCCAAUGUCGUGUUGUAUUGUGAAGGACAUUACCCCAUGCAUAUCAUACACUACAACGAUUUUCACGCAAGGUUUGAAGAAACAUCAGAUGACUUUCUCAUCUGCGACCACGAGAAGGAAUCGUGUUACGGCGGCUUACCUCGUCUAGUGUACGAGAUAGAAGCGAUAAGGCACCAGCACCCUGACUCCAUACUCCUGGAUGCUGGUGACAGCUUCCAAGGAACCUACUGGUACACCUUGCUUAAAUGGAACGCUACACAAUACUUCCUCAACAUGCUUAACAACGAUGCUCAUGCUAUUGGUAACCACGAAUUUGAUGAUGAUAUAGAAGGUUUAGUUCCCUAUCUCGCUAAUUUGAAAGCGCCUGUUCUUGCUGCAAAUCUGGAUAGCUCUGAAGAACCAAGACUUCAUGGAUUGUAUAGAUCCUAUACAAUUAUACAGAGGAAUGGCAAAAAAAUUGGUAUCAUCGGAGUCACUACGACCGUCACGCCGUCCUUAGCUCCAGUAGGAAAAGUGAAGUUCACUGACCCCAGGGAAGCAGCGUUGAGAGAAUCGAAGAAGCUUCACAAAAUGGGUAUUAACAUGAUACUCUUAUUGUCGCAUUGUGGAUAUCCAAUUGACGUAGAAAUAGCUCAAGACUACGGUAAAUACAUCGAUGUGAUAAUUGGGGGUCAUUCCCACAGAGACAAGACCGUCAUUUUCCCCUACCUGACCACCGUAGAGAGUAAUGAUGAUAGUAAUCACAAGGUUAUAGUACUACAAACAGAUGCGUUUACAAAAUUCCUUGGAAAUAUAUCUCUUUAUUUCGACUGUGAUGGUAACAUCGUGGAUUGGUCUGGUGAGCCGAUAGCCUUGGAUAACUCUAUACCUGAAGAUGAAAAUACGAAGAAUGCGUUAGAACCGUACGCCGAUAUGGUCCACGCAGCAGCUGCCAAGAAAAUCGGAUACAUUGACCGGUCCAUGGACCAUAGAGACUGCGUACACGGCGAAUGUUUGUUGGGGAAUUUCCUAACAGACGCUAUUAAAGAUAUUGCGAAAACAAAAGUAAAAAGUCGACAUCCAUUUAUAGCGCUGAUACAGCGAAGCAAUAUGAGGGCUGUGAUCCCAGAAGGAGACUUAACGGAAGGCUCCGUAGUGGAAAUGUUCCCUUAUUUCGAUUAUUUGAAAAGCUUCGAGUUACAGGGAAAAUACAUUAUGGAGGCUUUAGAAAGGUCGGCGAGUGAUUUGAUGAGCAGCAGAACAUUUACGGGGCCCUGGCUUCUGCAGGUUUCAGGACUCCAAGUGACAUAUAACAUUUCAAGACCAGAAGGGCACCGAGUUAAAUCCGUUUUUCUCACUAACAAGCUGAUAAAAAUACCAUUAAACAGCCAAAGGACGUACCAAGUGGUUGCUCCCAUUUAUAUAGCGAAUGGUGGAGACGGUUAUACGAUGCUUGGCGACAACAAGAGAAAUACUCAAGACUUAGGAUUUGAUCAACUCGGUCUUAGAGAAUACAUAAAAAGAUACAAGAAGUUCCACCCGAGACUCGAAAAUAGAAUAAAUAUUGAGAGUUGA
Molecule: messenger RNA, 1593 nt
Organism: Leptosia nina
Lineage: Eukaryota; Metazoa; Arthropoda; Insecta; Lepidoptera; Pieridae
Source: the annotation of a GenBank genome assembly